CACCUUGAUUUGUUUGAACCCUCGUUUGCUGGGAUACUUUCAAGCCCUCCUUCACAGUCAUGUGGUCAUCACAGCUGCUGUUCUUCACAAUGCUCUUAACACCGUUAGCACAUGCUUUCAGCCGUGCCCCAGUCCCCAUGGCUGUGGUCCGAAGGGAACUGUCCUGUGAGAGUUACCCCAUAGAGCUUCGCUGCCCGGGAACAGAUGUCAUCAUGAUUGAAAGUGCCAACUAUGGGAGGACUGAUGAUAAAAUCUGUGACUCUGAUCCUGCUCAGAUGGAGAAUAUCCGCUGUUAUCUGCCAGAUGCAUAUAAGAUUAUGACUCAAAGAUGCAGUAAUCGGACCCAAUGUGCAGUUGUUGCUGGCCCUGAUGUGUUUCCAGACCCUUGCCCUGGGACAUACAAGUACCUGGAAGUGCAGUAUGAAUGCGUCCCUUACAUUUUUCUUUGCCCUGGACUGCUGAAAGGAGUAUACCAGAGCGAACACUUGUUUGAAUCUGACCACCAAUCUGGUGCCUGGUGCAAGGACCCUCUGCAGGCGUCUGACAAGAUCUACUACAUGCCCUGGACACCAUACCGGACAGACACGCUGACGGAGUACUCCUCCAAGGAUGACUUCAUUGCUGGGAGGCCAACUACAACCUACAAACUCCCGCACCGGGUGGACGGCACAGGGUUCGUGGUGUAUGAUGGGGCUUUGUUCUUCAACAAGGAGCGAACCAGGAACAUAGUCAAGUUUGACUUGCGGACAAGGAUAAAAAGCGGGGAGGCUAUUAUAGCUAAUGCAAAUUACCACGACACCUCUCCCUACCGCUGGGGAGGCAAGUCUGAUAUAGACCUGGCUGUGGAUGAGAACGGGCUAUGGGUAAUCUAUGCAACAGAACAAAAUAAUGGCAAAAUAGUCAUUAGUCAGUUAAACCCUUACACGUUAAGGAUUGAAGGGACGUGGGAUACUGCAUAUGACAAGAGGUCAGCUUCUAAUGCCUUCAUGAUCUGUGGGAUUUUAUAUGUGGUGAAGUCUGUGUAUGAAGAUGAUGACAAUGAAGCCACAGGGAAUAAAAUAGACUACAUCUAUAACACUGACCAAAGCAAGGAUAGCAUGGUGGAUGUGCCCUUUCCAAACUCCUACCAGUACAUUGCUGCUGUGGAUUAUAAUCCCCGGGACAACCUCCUUUAUGUAUGGAACAACUAUCAUGUUGUGAAAUAUUCUUUGGAUUUUGGCCCACUGGACAGCAGAGCAGGGCAGGCUCACCAUGGGCAGGUUUCCUACAUUGCCCCACCGAUCCACCUCGAUUCGGAUCUGGAGAGACCACCAUCCAAGGGAGUAUCAACAUUGGGAGCUCUGGGCCUGGGAAGCACCACUGCCAGCACUACGCCACGGGUGGUCACCAGCAGCACCGGCCGCCCCACCACCACCUCGGCCUCAGGCAGGAGGAACAGGAGCACCAGCACACCAUCACCCAUGGCUGACGUCCCUGAUGAAAUGACCACACACCUCCCACCCGCCUCCUCCCAGCUGCCACCGACGGGUGCGGAGAGCUGUGACCCCAUGGAAGCCCGUGAUAUUAUGUGGUCUCGGACUCGGCAGGGCCAGGUGGCAAAGCAGCCAUGUCCCAUGGGCUCGAUAGGUGUUGCAACUUUCCGGUGUCUUGUGCCAGAUGGGAUCUGGGAGCCUCAAGGACCUGAUCUCAGCAACUGCUCUUCUCCCUGGAUCAACCACAUCACUCAGAAGAUGAAGUCGGGGGAGAUGGCUGCCAACAUUGCCCGGGAACUUGCGGAGCACACAAAAAACCACUUGUACGCUGGUGACAUCGCGUACUCUGUGUCUGCCAUGGUCCAGCUCGUGAACUUGCUUGAUGUGCAGCUCCGAAACCUGACUCCAGGCGGGAAGGACAGCGCUGCACGUAGUUUAAAUAAGCUUCAGAAAAGGGAGCGCUCUUGCAGGGCCUAUGUCCAGGCCAUGGUGGAGACGGUGAACAACCUCCUGCAGCCACAGGCUCUGAAUGCAUGGAGGGACCUGAACGCAAGCGAACAGCAGCGGGCAGCCACCAAGUUACUUGACACCGUGGAGGACAGUGCCUUCGUGCUGGCUGAUAACCUGCUGAAGACAGACAUUGUCCGGGAAAACACUGACAACAUCCAGCUGGAAGUUGCGAGACUAAGCACAGAUGGGAAUCUGGAAGAUCUGAAGUUUCCCCAGAACACAGGCCAUGGGAGUGCCAUUCAGCUGUCAGCAAAUACCUUGAAACAAAAUGGUCGAAAUGGUGAAAUCAGAGUAGCUUUUGUGCUGUACAAUAACCUGGGCACCUAUCUCUCCACGGAGAAUGCCAGCAUGAAGUUGGGAACAGAAGCAAUGUCGACUAAUCACUCCGUCAUUGUCAACUCCCCUGUCAUCACAGCAGCAAUAAACAAAGAGUUCAGCAAUAAGGUUUACCUGGCUGAUCCUGUGGUGUUUACUGUCAAGCACAUCAAGCAGUCAGAAGAAAAUUUCAAUCCGAACUGUUCGUUCUGGAGCUACACAAAGCGUACAAUGACAGGGUAUUGGUCCACUCAGGGGUGUCGCCUCCUGACAACUAACAAGACACACACCACAUGCUCCUGCAAUCACCUAACCAACUUUGCGGUCCUCAUGGCACACGUGGAAGUUAAGCACAGCGAUGCAGUCCAUGACCUGCUCCUAGACUUUAUCACGUGGGUUGGCAUCUUGCUCUCACUAGUCUGCCUCCUGAUCUGCAUCUUCACCUUCUGCUUCUUCCGUGGGCUGCAGAGUGACCGCAACACGAUUCACAAGAACUUGUGCAUCAGCCUCUUCGUGGCAGAACUCCUCUUCCUUAUUGGCAUCAACCGAACUGACCAGCCGAUUGCCUGUGCCGUCUUUGCUGCCCUCCUGCACUUCUUCUUCCUGGCAGCUUUCACCUGGAUGUUUCUGGAGGGAGUGCAGCUCUACAUCAUGUUGGUGGAGGUUUUUGAGAGCGAACACUCCCGGAGGAAGUACUUCUAUUUGGUCGGCUACGGCAUGCCUGCGCUGAUUGUGGCAGUAUCAGCAGCGGUGGACUACCGGAGCUACGGCACGGACAAAGUAUGUUGGCUCCGACUUGACACCUACUUCAUUUGGAGCUUUAUAGGACCAGCGACCUUGAUAAUUAUGCUUAAUGUCAUCUUCCUUGGGAUCGCUCUCUAUAAAAUGUUUCAUCAUACUGCCAUACUGAAACCUGAAUCUGGAUGUCUUGACAAUAUCAAGUCCUGGGUUAUAGGUGCAAUAGCCCUACUCUGCCUAUUAGGACUGACCUGGGCAUUCGGACUCAUGUAUAUUAAUGAAAGCACAGUCAUCAUGGCGUAUCUCUUCACCAUAUUCAAUUCUCUGCAGGGAAUGUUUAUAUUCAUUUUCCAUUGUGUCCUCCAGAAAAAGGUACGUAAAGAGUAUGGAAAAUGCCUGCGCACACAUUGCUGUAGUGGGAAAAGUACAGAGAGCUCUAUCGGCUCAGGAAAAACCUCGGGGUCACGAACACCUGGAAGAUAUUCCACAGGCUCACAGAGCCGGAUUCGUAGGAUGUGGAAUGACACAGUUCGAAAGCAGUCCGAGUCUUCCUUUAUUACUGGAGAUAUAAACAGUUCAGCUUCACUCAACAGAGGAGCCAUGGCUAAUCAUCUUAUAACCAAUGCUCUGCUUCGUCCUCAUGGCACUAACAACCCUUAUAAUACAUUGCUCGGGGAAUCGGCGGUCUAUAACAACCCUUCUGUCAGCAUGUACAACGCACAAGAGCCCUACAGAGAGACAAAGGGGCUUCUGAACAAUGCCAGGGAUACAAGUGUCACGGAUACUCUACCACUGAAUGGUAAUCACGGCAACAGCUACAGCAUCGCCAGCGGCGAGUACCUCAGCAACUGCGUGCAAAUCCUUGACCGCGGGUACAACCACACUGAGAACGCCCUCGAGAAAAAGAUCCUGAAGGAACUCACCUCCAACUACAUCCCUUCCUAUCUGAACAACCAUGAGCGCUCCAGCGAGCAGAGCCGCAACUUGAUGAACAAACUCGUCAACAGCGUGGGCGGCGGGAGCGAGGACGACGCCAUCGUGCUGGACGACGCCACCUCCUUCACCCAUGAGGAAAGCCUGGGCCUGGAGCUCAUCCACGAGGAGUCAGACGCCCCGCUGCUGCCCCCCCGGGUGUAUUCGGCAGACAACCAGCAGCCCCACCUCUACAGCCGGCGGCGCAUCCCGCAAGACAACAGUGAGAGCUUUUUCCCCUUGCUGACCAACGAGCACACGGACGACCUCCAGUCACCCAACAGGGAUUCUCUCUACACCAGUAUGCCUGCGCUGGCUGGCAUGCCAAUGACAGAAAGCGUCACUGCCAGCACCCAGACCGAUCCCCCGCCGGCCAAAAGCGGUGGCAGCGACGCUGACGAUGUUUACUACAAAAGCAUGCCCAACCUCGGCUCCAGGAACCACGUCCAUCAGCUACACACUUACUACCAGCUAGGUCGAGGCAGCAGCGAUGGUUUUAUAGUCCCACCAAACAAAGAGGGAACCCCCCCGGACGGCAAUGCAAAAGGACCUGCUCACUUGGUCACUAGUCUAUAGAAGAUUCAGCAAAAAAUUAAGCAAAGAGACAACAAAAAGCCCCUCCGUAAUGCUCGGUUUACUGUUCUGAGUUAAUCCAAACAGUGGUAAUAUUGUGUGUACUCCUAAAUCUUCAUGCUGUUCAAAAGGAAACUCUCAGACUUUUUUUACUGGAAUUUUUAGGCCAGCCCGGAGAAGACAAUAACUGCUGCCCCCCUCUUCUCCCCCCAUCCUCCUUCCCUCCAGACAGACUUCAUUAUGUUAAUGAAAGAGAUAGAUAAUGGCACACUUCGUGGCCUUCUCAAGUUAUGCCAUGUUUGUUUAAACAGUCCUUGAUGCUUUGUUGCUCUUAAUACCAAGGACCUGAUUUAAGAGGGGGAAAAAAAAAAAAAAAAGGCAAAGAAAAAAAAAAUAAACAAAAGGCCAAAAACGUGCAUUUGAAACUAGUAGGCGAUGAUGCAUCUAGGUGGGAGCGCUGCACAAAAACAAGCUAGCAAAACUGUUUCUUACCAAUCCAGAUCACGUCAUGGGUUUUGGUCACUCACAACUUGGUUUCACUGCAGCACCCUUUGCUGUGGGAGCAAACAAAACAAAAACAAAUUUAAUGAGACGGAAGGGAAUCCUAGAAUUCUGUGCUAAAUGCAUAUUUUACAUUUUGCUGUAUUAACGGAUGAUAAAAACUAAUGGCAGAAAAAGAGAAGCAAACAAUUUCUAUGUAAUGUACAGAUACUAGCAUUGCACAUAUAGUCUGCUUUCUGUUCCUCCAGAACUUGCGUCCCUGUUAAUGUAGUGGAAAAAAAGAAAAAAAAAACUUUUUUCUGUUGUGCUGGUCUUGUAAGUUUGUCUACCAGUAGGAGCAAGGUUUUUCAUAACUCCUCUUUUUUUCUUUUUUCUUUUUUUCUUUUUUUUUUUCUUUUUAUUUUCUUUAGCGUUUUCCAAUGCCCCUCACCUCCAUCCCCUCCCAUCCCAGUAAAAAAAUCUCACUGGGAAGAAACAGAAAAGAACAUCACUUUCUAAGGACCAUAUAGAAAUCACCAUUUCUUUUCAGCCAAGACAGUCUUUUUAUUUCCUCGAUGUAUUAACUUUUUCAGCCGGCAUAUUGCCGGCACACCUUUUGGCAGACUCUAGAGCAGGGUGAGCUUCCCCGUUGACAGUGCACAACUGAUCAUGAUGAUAAUCCUGCAAAGCAUCUUUGGCGAGCAGCCCCGUAGCCAGGCCGUAGGGUCGCAUCCAGAGGCAAUUUCUAUUUUUUUUUUUUUUUAUCGUCGUGGCAGGGCUUCUACAGGAGACAGCCAUUUCCCUGGAGGAGCGAAAGGCCUUCAUGGCUCCAUCUGGUCCCCAGUUUAGGCACUUGUACUGCAGUGGUUAAGAUGAAAAUCGAUUGAUGCGUAGUGAGCUAAAAAGUACUUUGCGGUGAUUUAAAAAAAAAAAAAAAAAAAGAAAAAUCUUCUGUUCAUUAUUUUUCCUAACAGGAAAUUUAUUUAUUUGACAGGAUUUUUAAGUAACAUAGGCUUUCUGGAGGUAAAUUAGCAGCACGGAGUAUGAAUUCUUUUUUUCUUUUUUAAUUUAUGAUCCAUUUUGUACGGUCUCAACAGUUGAAUGACCUCAUUACUAAUAUUUGUUGUAAAAGUGAAGCUUGUUUGCCAACCAAUAAACAACUGAUCACAAUUUAGAAGAUACUGUAUGUAUGUACUGUACGAUUAAUCUCUCUUUUUUUGUUGUUGUUGUUUUUCCUCUCUCUAUUGUUGUCUUUAAUCUCCACUUCUUUAUGGCAUGGGUGAGCAAUGCCAAAGAAAGGAGGCCUAACCUGAGCAAUUUAAGCACGAAGGUUGUGCAGCUAUGGCUGACUAGAAAUAUCAGGCUAGCAGUACUUGUUUAGGGGUGAGAACAACACGAGUCAACAUUUGUUGCAGGUGAUUCUAGGUCUGUUUUGUGCCUACUGUAUAAACUAGCCCACAACAUGCGGAUGAUUUGAGUAUAGUAUUUCAUGUGUCGUACCUUUUAAUCAUUGUAAUGAUUUUUUUUUUAAAAAAAAUUUUUUUUUUUUUAUAUUUUGGUUCUUCUGAGAUUAAAACUGCUGGUAGCAUGUCAAAGAGUAAAACAAGUCCCCGUUAGGCCUCCUCGGUCGUUGUUUGCUGUCUCUUUAUUUUCUUGCUCCGGGCAUAUGCAAGGUGCCAGCGCCAUCCUGGGCCACAUCGCCCUUCCCGUCCCAAUGGCUCACUGGCGUUCUGCGGCUCUCCUCCGGCCUCCCCUUUACAGUCCCUUGGGAGCAAUUAGGAUUCAUCAUCAGGAUAUAGAAAGCCACAAAGUAGAAUAGAAAGGUUGACAGUGAAAAUAACCUCCUCUGGACAAACUCAGUACCAAUUUCUCGGUAUGUGAUUUUUCACAAAGCCCUCUCAUACUUUGGGCUUUGGGUUCUGGUGCUGCCUCCAUCCAAGCUGUCUCCAUCCAGCUCCCGUCAAGCUGGAUAAAAGACAAAAGAUUUGGAGCAGGCCAGUGACGCUUGUGUUAGACAAGAUAUUCCCAGUGUCGGAGGAUAAAUGCAGCAGUGGAGCAGCUCUGCCUCCAUCCUGGGGUUGUCCUCGUGAGGGGCAAUGCUGCUUGGUGCUGCUCACCAGGGGCUUGUCAAUGGGGAGAACCAGGGGGUGGUGGUAUUUGGUGGUAUUUGGAGUCUGGUUUGAGUCACCUGAGUCGCUCCUGCAGCCAGGCACUCAGGCCAAAACAUCUAGGGAAGGAAACUUCAUUUCUGACCCAGCACCAAUUGCAGCUGUGCCUCUUGCCAGGUUUAGGUUUCAGCAAGGGAGAUUGGGAAUCACCUGGCUUUGUAGCAAAGCAGCCACUGGCCAGCCAGGUCAUGCUCUUGCCUCCCUGUUUCAGUUUAUUUUCCAUGCCAGCAAUGAUGGAGCUGGGCAGAGCAUGCAGGGUAGACCUAUGCAUGCAGACAAAUCAAGCAUUUAAGACCCACGUGGUCAUAGCAAUCCAUGUAGCAGCCCAAUGGAGGCAGCUGAGGCUUGGAAUACUUGAAGUACCUCUUAUUUUGGAGAAAGUAAAAAUUGUCUUUUACUGUAUUAGACAAAAAGCUUUCCAGCGAUAUGGAAGGAUUGAACUAAUGUGGAGGGUGAUAUACACCAUAGCAAAUAUUGUCAUGAUAAAAUGGGAGGUAGGUAAUUAACAUGGUAUUUGCCAGCAUGUUUGAAACUAUGCAAGAGCAAACCAGUGGUGGAUUUGCUAUGGGAUGAUUGCAUUCUGCUGAAAAUCUUUGACUUUCUUUACUCUCAAUAGUCAUUCUUCCCCAGCCUUUCUGUGUAUUUUGGAUUUAUCAGUGGGCAAGCUGUUUUUCCCCUCUUCUCCAUCCCUGCUCACUCGAGGUUCUGUCUGCCAGCCCACCAUGCCUAUUAGCACUUUGAUUGCAAAAGAACGGUGUUUAUUUUCAAGCUGAUUAUUUCCAUCCCCAGGCUGCUCUGGCACCACAGGAUUUGCUGUCGGUGCUUACAGCUUUGGAAACAGCUGAAUCACAAAACAGAGGGGAAAUAGAUAUUAAUAAUUAUAUUAAACCAAAAAUUAUUUAAGACUGUAAUGGAGGGAGCAGGAUGGGGAUUAUUUUUGUCUUUUUUUUCCCCUUGAAAACAGGCUUUUGUUGUGUCAGAGAGUUGAUUAUGGGCAUGGUGAAGGUUUCUGCUUGUUGAUAAGUAGCUCAGUAGAUACAAUUCUUAGCCACGUGGCAAUGUACUGGUGUCUUCUGUGCAGACUGCAGCAUGUGAAACUCAAGUCAAUAUUAAGUCCUCAGUCCCUAAAAUGCUCCUGGGGUAUGAGAGAGAGCUACAAAACUUCUAAGGCAUUUCUUAAUACUGAGCCAAGGCAAAGAUAAGAGAAAAUAGCUUGAUGAAGCAGUAGUAGUGAUUAUGGUGUUAAAUCCAUACCUAUGCUCGGGGCACAUAACUUUGCAAGCUGGGUGGAAGGGGAUAAUCAGCCCUGUACUAGAAGGAACUUCUUUUUUAGCACUUUGUUUAACAAAACAAAAAACAAACAAACAAAACCCCGUUUGCCUUAUAAGGAGAAGAUUAAAGCUUCAUCAUUCAAGUGCAAUAAGCAUCCCACUUUCAAUGAAAACCAAACUGAAUAUAGGCAGACAGUGCUUGAUAGAAUGAAAACAUCACCCUGAUACAUAGAAAUCCCUUUCUGAAACAUGGGACCACCUUUGGGAGGCACAGGUUGCCAGGCAUGUUUGGAGUGAGAAUUGUCAAUGUCAAUUCCUUGCUUGAGCAUCCUUUUGGAAAGCUUUGCUUGCAGGUGGGAAGAGGGGGACAGGGAACUACAAGGCUCCGUGCCUUGCAUUUUACUUGAAAUCAUCUCAGGAUGCUUUGCAAGUUGUGAAUCCCUCUUUUUUCUCCUGACUUCUAAUUUGCAUGGGACUGGGUUAUUUUUCCUGGGUAAUCCCAUUGCAGGCUGCCCUGUAACAAGCUGACUCACCAGUUUAUUGUUCAGUCCCUGUGUUUUCCACUGCUUAAGGACACUGACUCCAAUGGGCAAUGCCUGCCCAUUUUUUGCAAGAGCCAUAAGAGACUAAAGAUGUCUGCAAAACAUGUGAAGAAGAGACACAAGGGGAAUAACAGGCCAAGAAAGACUGUUUAGGCUGGAGGGUUGCUACGGAUGGGGUGUAGUCAUCACAGCUUUGGAGGCACUCUGUAGGCAAUAUUACUUAUCAUGGUGCUGUUCCUUUCCACCUGUUGACUGCAUUUAAUUUCCUGAAAUCUGUGAUGGUUAAUCUUUUCCCUUCCUCCCUGCCCCCAGGUAAUGAGCAGUGAGAUGCUUCAGAGGGCCAAGGGAAAUAGUGGCGGUGGUGGGAGGUGCUUAGCUCCGGGGAGUGUCUCUGUGUGUGUCCCUAUCACCUGAAUCCCCCUUCCCUCUUCUCUGGCCAGCUGGCCUCUCUCCUACACACCCCCAUAUGCUCUGGAUCUCACUAGUUUAUAAAGAAUAUAAUACCCUGCAGACUUGCCUGGAUAACAGGGAUAAAAAGAUAGCUCAUCUUGUUAAAAAACUAUCUUGAAAGCCUAAGAGCACCGGCCUGGUCAUCUCUCACACCCUGAUCUCCUUACACUUAGAAAGAAAAGUACUUUAUUUUUAGCUACCUGCUGCAUUCAGCUAGACUCUAUGCAAAUUUUGUUUAAUGAAUAUUUUAGGGUUUAAAUAGUCUGUGCUCAUGAACAUUACAUAAAUGUCAUGUUGUCGCAGGCUCUCUGGUAACCGUGGAGAACAUCCUGCAGCGUAAAGCUGAAAUGAGAUAAAAUUGGUGAUGAAUGCUCCCAGGGAAGGCGGUGGUGGUUGCGUUAGCGGUGGCCAUCCUCAGCAGGGACUUUAGCAGUGCGGCCAGGAGAAAACACCCAAAGGGGUACCCUCCGGAGGGCAGCAGCACCCCCUGCUCUGCACCAAGAGUCAUUUUGUUCAGUGCAGGCAGCUGGUAUAGAGCCAGUUUUGCUCUCCCAAGGGCUUUGGCAAGCCCUGGGGUUGCAUGGAUCAUACACCAGAUCAUGCGUCACCCCGGUUCAGAAGGGAUGGUCUGUUUAAUGCUGAAAUAUUGAGACUAGCCAGAAUAGCUUGGAAAUCUUCCUUUUUCACAUCAGAAUAGCUUUCUACAGGUGCUUCCUGUUUAUUGUAUUUGGUACGCCAGAAAUAUGGUGAUAGUCUUCUCCAGCAAAAUGGCAACAACAAAAAAAAUCAUCCGACCUAUUUGCUGUCUUUUUAUUUCUUCAUCCUUCACAUAUUUUCUUUUCUUAUAUUUCUACUCUUUAAAUAUGCUGUACACAUGUAAAAACCCAAGUUAAAACCUCAAUAAAUAAAAAUAAACCAUGUUGGUAUACAGAGCAGUUAUUAUGGGCUGGAAGCAAAUGCUUGAUAUUUUGACAGCAUUGCUUAAAACCCCAAACAUCAACUUAAAAGACACAAACAUAGCCACUGCACAACCUCCUCAGCUAUUGUGCAUGGGAAUACUUGUACAGAUCACCUGAUAUCUCCAACUGCCACUUAUAAUUGACUGCAUCUUAUGUUACAGCUCUGGAAAGGUUAUUUCCAGCAGCAGGAUGCUCGAUGGGUAAAUUAUAGCUGUAAUAAAGCUGUUUUCAGCCUGUCUUCUCCCACUUCUUUCUGAGGUAUCUCAGGCAGAGUUUAAUUUGGGUCCCCACGGCAGGAAAGCUCAAUGCAGGCAUGAGCCCUGCAGCCUUUGUGUCCCACUGGCAGCAAAGGCUUCACCAUUCAACAGGCACGAGCCUACGGUAACAUCCACUAAGAAGUGUUUUGGGGGGAUGACUGUUGAAAAACCAAGUGG
Falco peregrinus (peregrine falcon) is the source of this 10884-nucleotide messenger RNA. RefSeq names its product adhesion G protein-coupled receptor L3 (gene ADGRL3). NCBI's taxonomy places the organism in Eukaryota, Metazoa, Chordata, Aves, Falconiformes, Falconidae. Gene Ontology annotation, molecular function: G protein-coupled receptor activity; carbohydrate binding. The record is from RefSeq and is a predicted model, not a curated record. The transcript is spliced from 23 exons. Gene Ontology annotation, biological process: cell surface receptor signaling pathway; adenylate cyclase-activating G protein-coupled receptor signaling pathway; brain development. Gene Ontology annotation, cellular component: glutamatergic synapse; cell-cell junction; axon. Bases 60 to 4583 code for a protein of 1507 amino acids.